Messenger RNA from Chelonoidis abingdonii (Abingdon island giant tortoise), 3298 nucleotides. It is a transcript of the gene PDE7A, whose product is annotated as phosphodiesterase 7A. NCBI's taxonomy places the organism in Eukaryota, Metazoa, Chordata, Testudines, Testudinidae. Gene Ontology annotation, biological process: signal transduction. Gene Ontology annotation, molecular function: 3',5'-cyclic-nucleotide phosphodiesterase activity. The record is from RefSeq and is a predicted model, not a curated record.
CGGCCAAACCCGACGUCGGGGGGAGGGAGGAUAAAGCGGAGCCGGGCCCCGCUGUGUUUUAAUUGCUGGGUUUAGCUCUUCUGGCACGUUUGCCGCCCCGGCCCCCCAUUGCGCUGCGGCGAUUCCUGGCGCAGGCAGGUGCGGCGGCCGGUGCCCUGGCGCGGCUCGGAGCUCAGAGUCUCUUCAAUGGAAGUAUGUUACCAGCUGCCGGUGCUGCCCCUGGACAGGCCGGUCCCGCAGCAUGUCCUCAGCCGCAGAGGGGCCAUCAGCUUCAGCUCCAGCUCCGCGCUCUUCGGUUGCCCCAACCCCAGGCAGCUCUCUCAGAGACGUGGAGCAAUUUCCUAUGACAGCUCUGAUCAAACUGCAUUGUACAUUCGUAUGCUAGGAGAUGUGCGAGUAAGAAGUCGGGCAGGAUUUGAAACAGAAAGAAGAGGUUCUCAUCCAUACAUUGAUUUCCGUAUUUUUCACUCAAAUUCUGAAAUUGAAGUGUCUGUGUCUGCAAGGAAUAUUCGAAGAUUACUUAGUUUCCAGCGGUACUUGAGAUCAUCUCGUUUCUUCCGUGGUAUUACUGUUCCAAGUUCCUCAAACAUUUUAGAUGAUGAUUAUAAUGGACAAGCAAAGUGUAUGCUGGAGAAAGUUGGAAAAUGGAAUUUUGAUAUCUUUCUUCUUGAUAGGCUAACAAAUGGGAACAGUCUAGUCAGCUUAACCUUCCACCUGUUUAAUCUUCAUGGACUGAUAGAACACUUCCACUUAGAUAUGAUGAAACUUCGUAGAUUUUUAGUUAUGGUUCAAGAAGACUAUCAUAGUCACAACCCUUAUCAUAAUGCAGUUCAUGCUGCUGAUGUGACUCAAGCCAUGCACUGUUAUUUAAAAGAACCUAAGCUUUCCAAAUCUCUAACUCCAUGGGACGUUCUGCUGAGUUUAAUUGCAGCUGCCACCCAUGAUUUGGAUCAUCCAGGUGUUAAUCAGCCUUUCCUUAUUAAAACAAACCAUUACUUAGCAACUUUAUAUAAGAAUAUCUCAGUAUUAGAAAAUCACCACUGGAGAUCAGCAGUGGGGUUGUUGAGAGAGUCUGGUUUAUUUGCACAUAUGUCAUUAGAAAACAGGAAGCUGAUGGAAAGCCAGAUAGGUGCUCUGAUUCUUGCUACAGACAUAAGUCGGCAAAAUGAAUACCUGUCCAUGUUUAGAACCCAUUUGGACAGAGGAGACCUAUGUUUAGAGGAGGCAGAGCAUCGCCACUUCAUUUUACAGGAAAAUGGUCUUCAGCUGCCAUGGGUGACCAGUGAAGACAGGAUGUUUUAUUCUUUAGUUGCGUUUAGUGUGCACAAGGCCUGCUUACACAAUGAGAUGGAGUACCAGCAAGUCCUGCUGAGGCUCCAGAAGAUCCUCACUCUGUAGAGGGCAAAACCAGCCCUUUUUGCCUGCACAUGUUAGAGAGGAGCAAUGAAAGCAGAGGAAGGAGCAGAUGAGUCAGAAGCAGAGGAGGGGGAAUUAGAAAUGGAAGUUAAGGUUUUCAGUCUGUCACUGAUCCCUGCAGUCAGAAACUGGGUUAACAAAUCUUUCAUUGAGGUGCAAGGUUUUUGCUCCUCCCUCUAAAGAAAAUCCCUAAGAGACUGGUUAAGACUGUUUUAGAGUUAACUUUGGGUCCCUUGGGCAAUACUCUAAGGUAUAUUGUGGGGUACUGCUGUAUUGUUAUGAAGCCUUGGUUUGUGCUGGCAGAUGCCUCUUGAUAGGGAGGUAUACAGAAGGAUAAAACACUUCCUUUGAGAAAGAGGAACAUUAAACUCGAGGGAGGACCCUCUUAAAGAGUGCAGAAAUCCUUGAUUUCAGAUUGGUCAUCCUGUCUACAAAAGUCAAUGAAUAGUAAAAACCCGGGGUUUUGACCUGUCCUGACCAAGCCAUAAACAACAAAUUUUCAGUUAAGUGGAGACUUAUGUUUUGUUUUUCAAAAAUAAGUAAUGCAAGGAAGUAAACUGAAUUAUACUAACUCAAUCCUACUAGGAUCUCUGGCGUUGAAACUAUGCUAUCAGUUAAUUCUUUAAAAUGUCUUAUUGCAAUUAUAAAAUGGGGAGCGGGAAUGUUAAAUGGCUUUAAGAUAGUGUUUUCCUAACUGCUAACUUAAUUUUUGGUUAGAUUUAAUUAAAAUAAAUACUGUUUGUAAUUUUAUUUCAUAUAUAAAUGUCUUUAUAUUGACUGCUCUGCAUACGGUGCCCUUGAGAGGUACUUUGUAUUUAACUCUCAUUCACUUUAUCCAGGAUAGAAGUCUGUUUGCCUUCAGUUUUACUUAGCUCUGUUCAUGACCUCUUAUAAUUCUCCAAAUAGCAUUCUGUUAGUCUACUAUGGGUAAGGCUAAGAUUUUGUGACAGAUAUUUUUAGUAUAAGUCACAGACAGGUCACGGGCAAAACAGAAAAUCACAGAAGCCGUAACCUGUCCCUAACUUUUACUAAAAAUAUACGUGACAAAAUGAGGAUCUGGGGAUCUCCAACCUACUUCAAGUGGGGCAGCUGCAGGGACUAGAGCUGCCUGUAGCAGCUGGGGGCUGUGAGGUACCCGCCACCUGCAGCUCUGGGCAUCCCUCGUUGCCCGCCGGGACUGGGAGCUUGGGGAUUCCCUGCCACCCACGGGAACCAGGAGCUUGGGUUCCUCUGGAGCAGCUCAGAGAUGCCUGCCACCCCCAGCGGCUGGGAGCUCGGGGGUUCCCUGCCAUCCCCAGGAGCUCAGGGUUUUCCUCCACUGCUGCCCACUGGGAGCUCAGGGUUCCCCCGCAGUGCCGUCCUGGGCAUCAGGGAGCUGGAGAUUUCCCCACCACUACCUACUGGGAGAUGGGGGUUCUCCCACCACCUGCCAGGAGUUGCGGGGGGGGGGGUCCCCCACCGCCACUAGUGGCAGAGAGCUCAGGGGUUUCCCCGGUGGCUACAGGGAGCUCAGGGGCAUCCCCCUCUGCUGUCUUCCCAGUGGGGCAGGGAGCUGCAGGGGCCACCAUAGGUGGCAGGGGUACCCCACAGCUUCCUGCCCCAGCGGGUGGCAGGGGACCCUGCAGCUCUCAACCAUCGCAGUCUGAAGUCAAGGAGGACACUGGAAUUCACGGAUUCCGUGACUUCUGCGACUUCCGUGACUAAAUUGCAGCCUUAACUAUGGUAUAUAGUUUUAGAGUGAAAUGCAAGUGGUUGGGUUUGUUACCCUGAAUGAGAUGUUACGGAAUACAGUAGUAGCUACUCUAGAAAUUAUGCUGCUUUUUUGUAUUCAUAUUUUUGCAUGUAGAAAAAAAUUGAAAGUAGUGUAACCCUGUAUAUGUAA